AUGACGGACGAGGGGAUCGCACCGGCGAGCACCGGUACGAUUUUGUAUACUUUGCCAGUAGAGCGAGGCAGAACGCCAACGGCGCAACAGAAGCCCGUGGUGCGUGGCAGAUAUGCCAAGUUCAAUGGCACCAUGGACGUGAUGCUACUGGAGGCGCUACAGAUCAACAAUCCGUUCACAGCCAAGCAUGGCACGAGGCUGCAAAUGUGGCAGAAUGUGGCCGAAGCUAUUGGCAUGCAGGUGUUUAAGAACCCAGCAGCCUUCUCAUGGCACACCUGCCGUGAUCGCGUGACGGCGCUGAUGAAAAUGUAUACAGAUGGCAAGCACGACAAGUUAUUUAAACACGGUACGAUGGAGGAGAAUGCACGCAAGGAGACAAUUCUGCGUGAGAUCAAUGAGACGCUUCUUCGAAAGAAUCACAAGAUGGCAGGACAGACAGUUGUGGACGGCAACGGCAAGGAGAGAGUCAAGCGACGGAAAUUGGAGAAUUCCGCAAGUGGUAAAGUGGUUGCUGUGUCGGACGCUCAUGAGAUUAGUAGCAGCGAGAACUUCCGUGCGCGGGUUCUUGAGCUAAUUGAGAGCAAGAUUCAAUUCGAUAUGGAUCAGCGACAGAAGGAGACGGAGCUUCGGGAGCAGGAGUUCGAGCUGCAGAAGCGGUUCCUGGAGUAUUUACAGUCCAAGUAG
This is a messenger RNA of Phytophthora infestans T30-4, 684 nucleotides long. RefSeq lists its product as uncharacterized. The coding region runs from base 1 to 684 and encodes 227 amino acids. The record is from RefSeq and is a predicted model, not a curated record. NCBI's taxonomy places the organism in Eukaryota, Oomycota, Peronosporomycetes, Peronosporales, Peronosporaceae. The transcript has 4 exons.